AGUGGUCAUAAAAAAUGAGGACUAAAACCUGAACCCUGAAAAUUGCACUUCCAUGGCCAUUUGUACCAAUAUACCCGGGAGUUACAAUUGCUCCUGUCCACCUGGUUUUCAAGGAGACGCAUACUAUAAUGGGUCGUCAUCAGGCUGCCUCCCCAUUAAGAAGUCUAAUAUGAUACAGGUCACCAUAGGUUCUGUCCUAGGCAGUUUGGGACACUCAUUUAUACUCUUUGGCUCUACAUGGUUGCAUAAAGUAUUGAAGAAAAGAAGGAAGAACAAACUUAAACAAAUGUUCUUCCAACGGAAUGGUGGUUUCUUACUACAACAAAUUUCUUCAGAAAAUGAGAAUAUCGAGAAAACAAAAAUUUUCAGUGAAGAAGAAUUACAAAAGGCUACUGCCAACUAUAAUGAGAACCGAAUUCUCGGUCAAGGAGGGAAAGGUACUGUCUAUAAAGGUAUGUUAUCAGAUGGAAAAAUUGUAGCAAUUAAGAAAUCCAAAGGGAUUCAUGAUGAAGGCCUAAUUGAGCAGUUCGUUAAUGAGGUCGUUCUUCUUUCACAAAUUAACCACAGAAAUGUUGUUAAAUUGUUUGGAUGUUAUUGGGAGACUGAAGUUCCUCUACUAGUUUAUGAGUUCAUCCCCAAUAGAACUCUUUGUAGUCACAUCCAUGAUAACAGCGGCAAGUUCCCCUUUACGUGGGAUAGUCGCUUGAGAAUUGCUACAGAAGUCGCGGAAGCACUAGCAUACUUGCACUCAGCAGCUUCUAUACCUAUUUAUCAUAGAGAUAUCAAGUCUACCAACAUACUCUUAGAUGAUAGAUAUAGAGCCAAAGUGUCAGACUCUGGGAUUUCAAGGUCGGUGCCAAUUGAUAAAACUCACUUGACUAACUUGGUUCAAGGGACAUUUGGGUAUUUAGACCCGGAGUACUUCCAAUCAAGCCAGUUCACAGAUAAAAGUGAUGUUUAUAGCUUUGGAGUGGUGCUUGUGGAGCUAUUGACGGGGGAAAAUCCUAUUUCUUCAACUAGAUCACAAGAGGAGAGAAGUCUUGUUUCUUAUUUUAUUUGUUCAGUGGAGAAGAAUAGGCUCUUUGAUAUCCUUGAUGCCCAAGUUGUAAAAGAGGGUAUAAAAGAGGGCCUUGAGGCAGUUGCUGUACUUGCAAAAAGAUGCCUGAACAUGAAUGGCAGGAAAAGACCCACAAUGAAAGUUGCAACAAAGCUUGAGAGAUUGAGAGCUUCUCAAUCAGAGAAUUUAUAUGUCAAAGAAUAUAAACAAGAUGAGGACUACAUUAAAACUGAGCCAAUAGGCCUAUAGGAUACUAGUACUUCAGUUUCAACUACGGCUUAUUGGACCAUGGAGACUAGCGCUACAAUUCCAUUAGAUGGCCAGCCAUUACUACUUAAUCGAUCAUCUCAGUCUUUGACUCAUUGACAAGAAAAGGUAUUGGUGCAGUUUUUAGUUAUAGUUGUGUUUUGUUUGUUAGCCGACCCUAUUUAGUUAAGGCUGAGAUUGUUGUUGUAUUUUGUUUAUCUCCCAAUUUUGUGCUAUCUGAUCUUUGGCUAUAGAAAUAUUUCACAUAACUAAAUCAUAUUGCUUUUUCAAUGUUCUUCUUCCCAUAAUCUCUCUUAUAAUAUUAAAUCCAGAUGGGUGACUUAAAAAUCUGCCAAUUCUAAGUAGAUAAACAAGUUAGAUAA
Molecule: messenger RNA, 1686 nt
Organism: Macadamia integrifolia
Lineage: Eukaryota; Viridiplantae; Streptophyta; Magnoliopsida; Proteales; Proteaceae
Product: wall-associated receptor kinase-like 22
Biological process (GO): protein phosphorylation; cell surface receptor signaling pathway
Cellular component (GO): plasma membrane
Molecular function (GO): protein serine/threonine kinase activity; ATP binding
Source: RefSeq, a predicted model, not a curated record